Mollisia scopiformis is the source of this 1794-nucleotide messenger RNA. Its product is annotated as alpha/beta-hydrolase. The record is from RefSeq and is a predicted model, not a curated record. Lineage: Eukaryota; Fungi; Ascomycota; Leotiomycetes; Helotiales; Mollisiaceae. Gene Ontology annotation, biological process: proteolysis. The transcript is spliced from 7 exons. Gene Ontology annotation, cellular component: fungal-type vacuole. Bases 1 to 1794 code for a protein of 597 amino acids. Gene Ontology annotation, molecular function: serine-type carboxypeptidase activity.
AUGUUCUCCUUGUCUCACGUCGUCUUGGCUAUUGUCUUUCUUUCGAGUGUGGUCACGGCACAGUACUUUCCACCGGUCCCUGAAGGUAUCACAACCAUCAAAUCUAGCAACUACGAGAAUGCAACCAUAUCGUACAAAGAGACCUUCAUCUGCGAGACAACCCCUGGUGUUCGUGGUUGGAGUGGUUAUGUUCAUCUUCCUGCCGAUGCAUCUCGAGACUACCCCAUCAAUACUUUCUUCUGGUUCUUCGAAGCUCGCAAUCGAUCAACCGAUACCCCUCUUGCUAUUUGGCUGAAUGGAGGUCCAGGUGCUUCAUCAGUAGCAUCUGUUGUGAGCGAGAACGGUCCAUGCAAUGUCUUGGCGGACUCGAACAGCACCGAGUUCAACCCUUGGUCUUGGAACAACGAAGUCGACAUGCUCUAUAUUGACCAACCUGUACAAGUAGGCUUCUCGUACGACAGACUAGCCAAUGGAACAUUGGAUGCACUGUCUACGUCUCUGUUGCCAGUUGUUGCCGAUUUCUCGAUUUCUGGGGUACCGAUGCAAAACGAUACAUUGUUUGUCGGUACAUUCCCAUCACUCAAUUCAAGUACGACGGCCACGACGAGUACUAUCGCAGCAUCAGCGGUUUGGGAAUUUCUGCAGGCGUGGCUGAAUGGAUUUCCCUUUUAUGAGAGUUGUAAUGAUAAGGGCCUCGGUAUAUGGGGUGCCUCAUAUGGAGGCCAUUGGGUCACAGCUCUUGCUGGAUUCAUUGAAGAUCAAAAUGACCGCAUAACCGCUGGUACUCUGGAGGAUGCAUUCCUAAUCAAAGUUGAUACGGUCGGCAUCAUCAAUGGACAAGUCGACUUUACAAUUCUAGCAGGCUCAUAUCCAGAUAUGGCAUACAACAAUACUUACGGGUUUCAAGCUAUUUCCGAAGUGGAAUAUUUGAGCGCCAAAGCCAAUGUCACGAUGUGCGAAAACCUGUUUCAAGAGUGCCGGGAUCAAGCUGCUUUUUACGAUCCAGAGAAUUUAGGAAAUGUCACCAGUGUCAAUAGCUUAUGUGUAGCGGCGUAUGGGUAUUGCGCUCUCUAUGUCGAAUACGUCUAUCUGAUUUCUGGCCACGAUUCAUUCGACAUUGGUCACACGACCCCGGACUCUGAGCCGACAAAAUAUGAGCUGGGAUACCUCAAUCAACAUUGGGUGCAAGCAGCGCUUGGCGUUCCUCUCAACUUCACAUAUCAAAACAUGGUCGUCUACAACGCUGUGAUGGCAUCUGGUGACAUUGUCAGAGGAAGAUUUCCGGAAACUCUUGGCGACCUGCUAGAUCGCGGGGUACAAGUCACUCUCAUGUAUGGAGACCGAGACUACAUCUGUAAUUGGAUAAGUGGUGAGCGAACUAGUCUUGCCCUCAAUUCAACACUGUCCUCCGGAUUCCAAGAAGCAGGUUACGUCAAUAUCACCACGAACGACACUUAUUAUGGUGGGGUUGUCCGUCAACAUGGCAACUUAUCUUUCUCCCGAGUCUUCGAUGCUGCUCAUGAAGUGGCUUACUACCAACCCGAAACAGCCUACCGUGUCUUCACUCGAGCCAUGUUCCACACAGACAUUGCAACAGGUGGUAUCUCUAUCGCUGACCACAACAAUUACUCCACUACUGGGCCUUCUUCAGGCUUUCACAUCAAGAACACGAUGCCUGAUAAUCCACCAAACAUCUGCUAUACCUACAUGGCAACUACAACUUGCACCACGGAUCAACUUGCAAAGCUACAGAAUGGGACGGCAGUUGUGGAAGAUUGGAUUGUCGUUGGAUAA